Puccinia graminis f. sp. tritici CRL 75-36-700-3 is the source of this 540-nucleotide messenger RNA. RefSeq lists its product as uncharacterized. The record is from RefSeq and is a predicted model, not a curated record. The coding region runs from base 1 to 540 and encodes 179 amino acids. NCBI's taxonomy places the organism in Eukaryota, Fungi, Basidiomycota, Pucciniomycetes, Pucciniales, Pucciniaceae. The transcript has 2 exons.
AUGAACCCCUCUAACAAAACUGAUAAGGCACAAUUGUGCAAGGCGCUCCUAAAGUACAGGCGUGACCUCCAGGACCGAGACUUCGUACAGACUCUUCGGGACGAAGUCACGCUAGAUCUUCACGUGAACACCCAGGCGAAGAUGCAGACUGCGCAACAGAUGGUCCAGAAGAACCCCGCUCAAGUAGUCCACCCCCGCGUCUGGGUCGUGCGGAUGAUCCCUGAGCCCGUCCCGAUCAAGAACCUCGGCACCCCAGGUGGCCCUCAAUCGGCUGCCCAAUCCACUGGCCCAUCAUCUCCCGCUCCUCAAGCUCCUGCUGCCGAUGAUGAACCUGACAACCUCGGCGCUCCUCUAGCUCAUGCUGCCGAUGAUGGAAACGACAACCUCGGCACCCCUGGUGGCCCUCAUUCGGCUGCCCCAUCCACUCGCCCAUCAUCUCCCGCUCCUCAAGCUGCUGCUGCAGAUGAUGAACCCGACUCUGACUGGGUCCAGCUAGACAAUGAUCUUGCAUCUGACUGGGUCUCUCUUGACUUGACUUGA